Rosa chinensis is the source of this 687-nucleotide messenger RNA. RefSeq lists its product as uncharacterized. The transcript has 3 exons. Gene Ontology annotation, molecular function: protein dimerization activity. Lineage: Eukaryota; Viridiplantae; Streptophyta; Magnoliopsida; Rosales; Rosaceae. The coding region runs from base 1 to 687 and encodes 228 amino acids. The record is from RefSeq and is a predicted model, not a curated record.
AUGGGCUUUGUGUAUGGAGAGCUACUUAGAGCCAAAGAGGAGAUUAAAAUGACAUUCAAAGAUCAAGAAAAUCACUAUCAUCCAAUCCUUGACAUUGUUGAUGGAAAAGCCCGUGAUCGACUUGAUAGUCCAUUGCAUUUAGCGGGUUACCUCUUGAACCCUUACUACACAUAUGCCAAUCCAAGCAUUGAGAAUGAUAAUGUGGUCAUGGAUGGGUUCUUCACUUGUGUUGAUGUAUUCUUUCCCGAUGACAUUCAAACUCAAAGUUUGGUGACAAAUGUAGAAUUGCACAAGUAUUUGAAGAAAGACGGUGGAUUUGGAAGAGAUUUGGCUAAGGUGGGAUGCGCAAAAAAUGAUGACACUUAUAAUCUGGUUUUGUGGUGGAAUAUUUAUGGAAACCUUAUACCAAAAUUGCAAAGUAUGGCUAAAAGGAUACUUUCAUUGACCACAAGCUCAUCCGGAUGUGAGAGAAAUUGGAGCGCUUUUGAGGGGAUCCAUACAAAGAAAAGGAAUAAAAUAGAUACAAUGAGCUUAAACAAUUUAGUCUAUGUCCAAUUCAAUGCCAAGAUCAUGAACAAGAAGAGAAGAAUGUGGAUGUAUUACUUGCUAGUGAAGCUACUAUGGCCCAAGGAUGGAUUGUGGAUGGUGGUGAUGAAGAUGUUGAGUCCGAUCUUACUAGUGAAGUAG